Molecule: messenger RNA, 1925 nt
Organism: Porites lobata
Lineage: Eukaryota; Metazoa; Cnidaria; Anthozoa; Scleractinia; Poritidae
Source: the annotation of a GenBank genome assembly
AUGGCUGACCCGCAGGUCCCUGCAGAUGCAGUCCAACAAGCUCAAGUUGUCUUACAAAACCAAGCACAAGAAGGUCAAGCACCGGCGGCGUUAGCAGAACAAGCUCAAGCACCAGUAGCGCCAGAGGAACAAGCUCAACCGCCUGCACAAGCGCCAGUGCAAGCAAACGAAGUUUCUUUGGAGGUUUGUGAAACUUUAUUUUAUCCGUUCGUUGCCACGUGUUUCGUUCCGGUUCUCUAGUAUUUCGCUUCCAAACCUUGUAGGUUGUUUGCCCUACGCGAGCUGUUUUUCAUUUCCACUUAGUAUAUUAUUUGCCCUGCUUCUUAACAUUUGCCCGCUUUUCUACGGGCUGUGCGGGCUAAAUUUUGUUGGAUAUAUUAUUCGCCCUGCUUCUUAACGUUUGCCCUCGUUUCGUAUGGGCUGUGCGGGCUAAAUUUUGUCUGAUAUAUUAUAUGCCCGGCUUUUAACGUUUGCCCUCGUUUCGUGUGGGCUGUGCAGGCUAAAUUUUGUCUGAUAUAUUAUUUGCCCUGCUCUUAACUUUUGCCUCGUUUCGUGUGGGCUGUGCGGGCUACAUUUUGUUUGAUAAAUUAUUCCGCCUGCUUUUAACGUUUGCCCUCGUUUUAUGUGGGCUGUGCGGGUUAAAUAUUUAUUUGUAUAUUCGUUCUGCUUCUAAAAGUUUACCUUCGUUUCGUGUGGGCUAGUGCGGCAUAUAAUUUUGUUUUGUUUACCCUGUUACACUGUAUUUAAAUUGCUUUUAAAGUUUACCCUCGUUUUGUGUGAGCUCAGCGGGCUAAAUCUUGUUUUGCAUAUUAUUUGCCCUGCUUUUAACGUUUGCCCUCUUUACGAGUAGGCUGUGCGGGCUAAAACUUUGUUUUGUAAAAUAUUCGCCCUGCUUUUAACGUUUGCCCUCGUUUCGUGUCAGCUGUGCGAGCCGUAUUUUGUUUUGUAUCUUAUUCGCCGUUAUAAACUAUUUGCCCCUUUAUGUGGGCCUCGCGGGCUAUAAUUUUGUUUGGUUUGCUUUUCGCCCUGAUUCUCAGCCUUUGCCCUCUUUUCACGUGGGCUUCGCGGGCAAUUCUGAAUUCGUAUGCUUGUUUAUUUUCAUCUUUAAAACCCCCUUUUACUUUUGCUCUGCCUACAGUUUUGUUUAGUUGUUGCGCCUCCUUGUUUGCCCUUUUGUUUUAUUCAUUUGCGUAUUUACCGCUCGAUUACACCGGCAGUCCCGCUGGGGCUAGUUUAUUUUGCCCGUUGUAUUUAAUUUUGUUUGCUUUUUCUCUCCCGAUCUUUUAUUAUAAAAGCUGUUUAUUUAUUAUUGCCUUGAAUUUAUUCUUGGAUUUUAUUAUCGAUGUUUUGUCGCUUUUAGGGCUUAGUUUUGACUGCCCAUUUUUCUUUUUUAGGCCUUACAACAGCGUAAUAAAGCUCUCGAAAGUGCCCAAGGCACCUCAGUCGAGUCAUUGAUACAGAGAAUUUCAUAUUAUGGUGGCAGAAGAGUUGAGGACUUCGACAAGUACGAAGCGCUUCGUUACGCCGAAGAAUUAGCUUCUGUUGCAAAGUCCUCCAAUCACCCCAAGGCCGCCAGCUAUGAUGUUAUCGCUUCGACUUUGAGAGAGAAGCUCCACCUCCCAGCUGAGCAGUUCAAGGCGUAUUUCCUUGCUUUGUUAGCUGACAAGGAUUUUUCCCGUGUUAUCGAAACGAUCUCGAAGGUUGACAAGUCUUUCCAGCGGUCCACACCAUUUCGCACACAGACGCGUAGAGGAAGUUUGCCAUAUCGGCAACCGUAUUUUCAAGCCUAUCAACGGCCACCCUCUCGCGUUAUUUGUUACAAAUGUGGUGAACCAGGGCAUAAGUCACCCCAGUAUUGGAAGCGCGCUCCUUCUCGUCAGCCUUCUUCUGCUGCUCAGCCUCGAUUUAACCAUCCUUCAACAUAA